Molecule: messenger RNA, 1600 nt
Organism: Megalobrama amblycephala (Wuchang bream)
Lineage: Eukaryota; Metazoa; Chordata; Actinopteri; Cypriniformes; Xenocyprididae
Product: endoplasmic reticulum-Golgi intermediate compartment protein 2
Exons: 14
Coding region: 227-1306 (359 amino acids)
Biological process (GO): endoplasmic reticulum to Golgi vesicle-mediated transport; retrograde vesicle-mediated transport, Golgi to endoplasmic reticulum
Cellular component (GO): COPII-coated ER to Golgi transport vesicle; endoplasmic reticulum; membrane
Source: RefSeq, a predicted model, not a curated record
GCUAAGGUAUUUUAGUUCUGUCAGUCCACUUUUGUGCAGGAGGAAACCUGUGCUGGGUUUUUGUUUAGCCAGAAAAACCAGCUGUUCCACUAUGCGGCAGUGGCGGUUACAAAACAGCACAUUUGAAUGGCAGUAAAUGGAUGGUCCCAUUGGAAAGUGUUUAAAGCUUAGUUUUAAAGGUGUUCAGAAAGAGGUCAAAGGUAAAUCUACUGACAUCCACUAAACAAUGAAGAGGCUGAACAGAAAAAAGACUAUCGAUAUAGUGAAAGAACUAGAUGCCUUUCCUAAAGUUCCAGAGAGCUAUGUUGUAACAUCAGCUUUUGGAGGCACAGUGUCACUGAUUGUUUUCAUCCUCAUGGCACUUUUGACCAUAUCAGAGUUUCUUGUGUACCAGGAUUCAUGGAUGAAAUAUGAAUAUGAAGUAGACACAGAUUUUACCAGUAAAUUGAAGAUAAAAAUUGACAUCACAGUUGCCAUGAAAUGUGAAAGGGUGGGUGCAGAUGUGUUGGAUAUUGCCGGCACUGUCAUUGCAUCAAAGGAACUUAAAUAUGAUCCUGUUAGCUUUGAGCCCUCUCCACAGAACAAAAUGUGGUAUCAGAUAUUAGAGAAGAUUCAAAACAGACUGCAGCAAGAGCGUUCACUUCAAGAUGUACUCUUUAAAUCAGCGCUGAAAGGAUACUUUUCUGACCCAGUUCCACGAAAUGAUUCUGCAUCCGAAUCCCAGGAUGCAUGUAGGAUACAUGGACACAUCCAUGUCAGCAAAGUGGCAGGGAACUUCCAUAUCACACUAGGCAAACCAAUUGAUACUAUCAGAGGUCAUGCCCAUUUUGCUUCAUUAAUCAAAAAAGAAGCUGUAAAUAACUUCUCACAUCGAAUAGACUAUUUGUCUUUUGGAAACGAUGUUCCUGGACACAUCAAUCCCCUUGAUGGCACGGAAAAAAUUACAUUAGAGCAAAACAUGCUGUUUCAGUAUUUUAUCACAGUUGUUCCCACCAAGCUGCACACAUCAGAUGUUUCAGUGGACAUGCACCAGUUUUCUGUUACAGAAAGGGAGCGGGUUAUAAGCCAAGAGAAAGGCAACCAUGGUGUAUCUGGGAUCUUUAUUAGGUAUAAACUGAGUCCAUUAAUGGUGAGGGUGAGUGAGGAGCAUAUGCCUCUCUCUGUGUUUCUAGUGAGAUUGUGUGGCAUCAUUGGGGGAAUCUUUUCAACUUCAGAUCUGCUUCACAGAUUGAUUGGGUAUUUCGUUGACAUUAUCUGCUGUCGUUUUAAACUUGGUGCAAAUCAGUCCGAGGUUCUCCCUGACUAGGACAGCCUGGAACAUUUACAUGUACAGUAUUCAUUUGACAGAGGCCUUUAUCCAAAGCGACAAAUGAGAAGCAUGAAUCGGACCUGGAUAGCAUAAACCAACAAAGAUUAUUUAAUAUAUGCCUAUUGCCAACUGCAAGUUCAUAUAUUCCAUUUCAUAAUUACAUCAUCAUCAUUUAAAUAAGUGGACAAAGACAAGUUAAAAUCUCCCAUUGUUAAUAAUUUUUGUAAUGAUGGUCAGACAAUUUAAAAAUGCCAAUUUCAUAAUGUCAGAAAUAAAUUGUCUUUCAAAGAA